UUCAGAUCCAAGCAUUCGAACUUAGUUCAGCCUCCGAGCCAGUAUGAUUGCAUUGAUACUCUCCAUCGUUGCUUCUUGCGCACUAGCUGCUCCCUACUCUGGAGUUGGCAUCUAUGGCCCAUCUUACAGUGCUCCUGUUCUGCCUGUAGCCGCCCAUAACUAUGUACACCAACCAAAGGGCGUCCUGUCCCACACCGUUACCAACGUCCACAGCCCAACUGGAGCAGUAAAGCAGCAAACUGCUGUUGAGAAAGAUCAUCUCGGUGGCCAUACCAUUCGCCACAGCGCACAGGCGUCUAACGUUGAUCCUCACACUGGACAAACAGAUGUAAAGCACGAUGAACAUGAAUUCCAUAUCAAUCCUUACAUAGGACAGGCUGCUGUGCACACUAACAAUGCGGAAGGAUCACUCAAUCCAACUAUUGGUCAUGCUGCUUUCAGUCAAAAAACACAUGAAGCCAAAAUCGCUCCUGGACAUGCGUUUACAGCGCCCACCAGCAA
This is a messenger RNA of Uloborus diversus, 501 nucleotides long. RefSeq lists its product as uncharacterized. The annotation marks the transcript as partial. The transcript is spliced from 3 exons. Lineage: Eukaryota; Metazoa; Arthropoda; Arachnida; Araneae; Uloboridae. The record is from RefSeq and is a predicted model, not a curated record.